GCAAGAUCACUUCAGAAGACAUCAUGAAGAAGCUAUUCCGAAAGCUCAAAGACAAAAAACCCACUAGCAAUGACCAGGGUCUCUCGGAGACAAGCUCUCUCCGGGAAGCUCUCCCCUCCAUUGCUCAAGACAGCACACCGCCUGCUCCCAUCCAAACUCCUGUUGCUCAACCAUCACCCCCUACAACUACAGCACCACCCAUAGAGGUCCUCCCAUCAAGCAACAUCUGUCAAAUCUGCUUCCACCUCGACGCAACACACGCCCCUAGAGAUGGCAACCUCAACACCAAAGACCCUUCCUGGGCCGAACUCGAGUACAAUCUCCCACCGGACACACAUGCCGCCAAACUUGUUCCCAAAUCAGAGGAUCUCAUCAAUUCGGCAAACGGCGGCUGCAUGCACUGUUUCAUCGUGCGCACAGCGUUGAAUGCCAUCCAUCCAGGCUGGGAGAAUGAAAAGACCAUCCUCCACAUUUUCCUGGCGCCUGGUGUUCCCGUGGUGGUGCGACUAGAGUUUGGCAGCUUGAUCACGACGCAUAUGAGCCGGGAGGAGGCGUUGCAGACUUAUGGCUUUGAUGUCCCGGUCAAGUUCACGGUCACUGUUCGUGAUGCUGAGAAGCCCAGUGUUGAUGUCGAGAUUUAUCGACCACUUUCGCCAAGCCCCUCUGGAGGCUCUGGCGCCCCUGGACCAGGUUUCGACUUGUCAUCCCUUGUACGGCACGUCGGCUUCGGCGAGGAGAUCCCACAGUGUGCCGGUAAUGAGGACUCGUUUAAUUUCAUCAACCAACGCGUGAACGAGUGCAUCACAUCCCAUAGCUGUGAAGGCAACAAGAAGCUGCUUCCACAGUUGCCUAGCCGGGUGAUCUGGGUUCAGGCGCACACGCCGAGCCGUAUUCAGCUUGUUGAGCCCACUGGAAUCCGCGCCAAGUACAUAGCUCUCAGUUACUGCUGGGGUUCCGUCUCGCCAGAUACCUAUCUCACUGAUGCACGCAACCUGGAGUCAAGAAAAGCAGGGAUCAACUACGAUGAGCUUCCGCCGCUUCUGCAAGACGUUGUAACGUGUGUCCGCGCCCUCGGCAUCGAGUAUCUGUGGGUUGACCGGCUGUGUAUCGUCCAAGGCGAUGGUGGUGACUUUUCCACGCAGGCGCCCAAGAUGGGUGACAUUUACGGGGAUGCCACACUCACCAUCGCAGCCGCCUCUGGGGAGUCUGAAAAUGAUCGCAUUCUUCUUGAAAGAGACACCAAGGCCGGCCCGUUCUCGCUUGACCUAAAGCUCAAGGGCAUGGGUACGCUAACGCUGAAGGUCCGUCGACGAACGCACAAGCUUGAAACCGAAUAUGUGGGAGGAGACUAUGGUCGGGUGUCAACACGGGCCUGGAUCUGGCAGGAACGUCUUCUCUCGUCUCGCACCGUGUUCUUCACCCCCCGUGCUCUCAAGUUUGAAUGCCAUCACCACUCGGUUUGGCAAGGUUAUGCCCCUGGCGUUGUUGGAAACUCGUGGUCAACACACGUCGAGUUGGCCUCCAGCUCACACAACGCAUGGCUACGGUUGCUCAUCGAGUUUAUGAAGCGCAACAUCACCAACGCAUCGGACCGGCUGCCCGCCAUCGAGUCCGUCAUGAAGCGAAUCGCAGUCAACACCGGUUGGACCCCUUUUUGGGGCGUCUUCGAGGAGAAGCUUGUCGAAAGCCUUGGCUGGAGCGCCAUAGACCUGAAAAAAUCUUCGGGGCAGGCUAGCUGCCGUAUAAAUCCUGGACACUAUGCUCCGACGUGGAGUUGGGCGAGCGUUGAUGGUGAGAUUACGUAUAUCCAUGUGUUGACCGACCAGCACUACGCGCCCCUGCACCAGGUUGAUCCCCUCAUGUACGAACUGCAAUGUCGAGAUCUUGAUCGUGCCACUGGCGCUAUUACAAUGGUCGGAAGCUAUCUCAUUGGCGGCAUUCGAUGUACCAUCGAGCCGAACGCAUCGUACAGCGAAGAGAGUGAGACGACCCGCGAGGUGGGCAAGUACCGCUACACCCACAACGUCCGGGUAUCUGGACAGCAUCCGGACUUUCUCUUCAAUCCUGAUGUCCCAUUGAUGUCGGUGGAGGGUGACCCAAAUCAGCCAUACUCGGGCUCGGCGGUAAGAGCGCCGUACGGGGUCGACGAUCCAACAGAGGAAUGGACCGGAAAUUGUUUGGUCUUGUUGGUUGCGAGACGAAACAAAAGGUCACUGGCUCUUCUGCUGGGAGCUUCGCUGAGAGAUAUCGAUGGAGCGGCGUGGGAACGUAUUGGACUAUCCACCUCGAUUGAUGUGUCUGUCUGGGACGAGGAACAUGUCAAGACGGGGCCGAUUAGGGUUGUAUGAGUGUGACGGAGAGGGCUCUGUACAACGAACUGCAUUCGGCUGGCUUCUUCUGGGGUGCUCGUACUGGCCGAUUUGUGAGUCACUUACAAAUGAUCAACAUCAAGUACUGGAAAAGGUGGACUCACCAAAACAAUGACCCGAUUGUGAUUUUCAACCGAGCCACGGAUGAGUCAACGGAGGUGGUUUAUAAAAGAGAGCCUCUGGAAACGAAAUAACGAGAAAUUUUAGUGAAAUGGCGGAAUCCAGCAGAGCGGGGUAGGUAGAGUGUAAUAAGACAGGCAGGGCAGCAGCAACAUUGACAAUAAAAGCAUGACGC
Messenger RNA from Podospora pseudocomata, 2664 nucleotides. RefSeq lists its product as uncharacterized. The record is from RefSeq and is a predicted model, not a curated record. NCBI's taxonomy places the organism in Eukaryota, Fungi, Ascomycota, Sordariomycetes, Sordariales, Podosporaceae. The transcript has 2 exons. The coding region runs from base 24 to 2348 and encodes 774 amino acids.